AUGCUGCCCGCUUCGACAGCGCACGCCUCAGCGACGGCCACCCUCGGCCCAGGUGCAUCCGCGCGCGGGCUGGUCUUUGGCGUGCUCGUCGCGCCGCAGCUCAAGGCGCUGGCGGGCUGGCCGGGCCUCUUCGGCGCACUCGGCGCGGCGAUGCUCGCGGCACCGGCGGUGCUGCGGCCCGCAGUGGCUAUAGAGGGGGCGUCUCUCGCCAAGCUCAAGCGGGCCUGA
Emiliania huxleyi CCMP1516 is the source of this 228-nucleotide messenger RNA. RefSeq lists its product as hypothetical. The transcript has 2 exons. The record is from RefSeq and is a predicted model, not a curated record. The coding region runs from base 1 to 228 and encodes 75 amino acids. NCBI's taxonomy places the organism in Eukaryota, Haptophyta, Isochrysidales, Noelaerhabdaceae.